CCAAAAACCAAACUCUACCGUUCAUCCUCAAUCUUUCCUUUUUUAUCUUCAUUUCGCUGUUUCUUCGCAUUUGUAGCAGCCUUGGGAAGACCGGAAGAACGUACCAUGGUGACCAAAAACUCGAUUGAGUUCGAUUGUUACAUCGAGCGCAAAGCUUUUGACGAGACAAAAGAAGGUGUCAAAGGGAUCGUAGACGCUAAAAUAACCCAAAUCCCUCGUAUCUUCCACCACCCUCAAGAUGCCUUAACUGACAAGAAACCCUCUGUCUCUAUUUCAGACCUAGAGAUCCCUAUCAUCGAUUUUGCAAGCGUCCACGUGGACAAAACGUCACGAGAGGCCGUCGUAGAGAAAGUCAGAUCCGCAGCGGAGACUUGGGGAUUCUUCCAAGUGGUCAAUCAUGGUGUUCCUUUAAACGUUCUUGAAGAGAUUAAAGAUGCAGUUCGUAGGUUUCACGAGGAUGAUCCUGAAGUCAAGAAAUUAUACUUCUCACGUGAUGCCGCCAAGAAGAAGUUUUUCUACAACAGUAAUUUCGAUUUAUACAGUUCUUCGUCGUCUGUCAACUGGAGAGAUUCUAUCGAAUGUUACAUAGCUCCAGAUCCUCCGGCUCCUGAAGAGCUCCCUGAGACUUGCAGGGAUGCUAUGUUCGAAUACUCAAAGCAUGUGCUGAGUUUAGGUGGUUUGCUCUUUGAGCUUCUCUCUGAAGCACUAGGUUUGAAAUCUGAGACCCUCAAGUGUAUGGAUUGCCUGAAAACUUUGCUUAUGAUCUGUCACUAUUACCCACCUUGUCCACAACCUGACCUAACUUUAGGGAUAAGUAAACACUCAGACAACUCCUUCCUCACGGUGCUUCUUCAAGACAACAUUGGUGGUCUUCAAAUCCUUCAUCAAGACUCUUGGGUCGAUGUCUCUCCCCAUCCCGGAGCUCUUGUUAUCAACAUCGGAGAUUUCUUGCAGCUUAUAACGAACGAUAAGUUUGUAAGUGUGGAGCAUAGAGUUCUUGCCAGUAGACAAGGACCAAGGAUUUCAGUAGCUAGCUUUUUCAGCUCAAGUGUACGUGAGAACUCAACAGUUUAUGGACCGAUGAAAGAGCUUGUGUCAGAAGUAAACCCUCCGAAGUACAGAGACACAACCAUAAUAGAGUACUCAAAAGGAUUAUUUGAGAAAGGUCUCGAUGGAACAUCGCAUCUGUCUACUCUCAGGAUAUGAACAGUUACACUAUUUCUGGCUCUGCAAUAAUUAAACCAGUGUACCAAAAGUAAGAAAAAAAGAAGCGUGUGUCUGAGUGUAUAAAUGUAUAUUUGUGUAUGUUAAGCUACUCUAUUACAUAAACAAAUAAAUCCAUCUUUUGAUGUGA
This is a messenger RNA of Camelina sativa (false flax), 1354 nucleotides long. RefSeq names its product 1-aminocyclopropane-1-carboxylate oxidase homolog 12. NCBI's taxonomy places the organism in Eukaryota, Viridiplantae, Streptophyta, Magnoliopsida, Brassicales, Brassicaceae. The record is from RefSeq and is a predicted model, not a curated record.